AUGGAGCGGGCCAGGAACCUCAUACUCCUGAGACACCACGUACCAGAGGUGCAAGUCCAAGUCAAAUGCAGGACAGCCUCAUUGAACAACCAAGGCUGUCAUCUGUGCCUGAGACAAUCUCAGCAGCAGCCAGUACCUGUGGUGGAGUUCCAGGUGGAACUGAGACAGGCAUUUUUAGCUGAGACACCAAGAAGUGGCUAA
Molecule: messenger RNA, 201 nt
Organism: Myotis lucifugus (little brown bat)
Lineage: Eukaryota; Metazoa; Chordata; Mammalia; Chiroptera; Vespertilionidae
Product: SNRPN upstream reading frame protein-like
Cellular component (GO): nuclear speck
Source: RefSeq, a predicted model, not a curated record